AUGAAGGGACUAGUGGAUUUUUAUUUUGCGCUUCUUCUUCUGGUGGAUUUGGUUGUGUGUGUCGCCGCACAGCCCUUUCCAGGGAUGCACCAUGACGCACUGCUGACGAGUGCCGGCUCCAGACUCAUCGUGCAGAGGCAGCAGACCAGCAGGCUGCCCCUCUACAUGAUGCAGCUCUACCGGACCAUGCUGACCGAGGACCGGGUUAGGGCUCCGGCUGCCAGCGUGAGCCACACUAUGACGGAGGACCCCAGUCGGCAAGAGUCCGACUCUGUGAUCAGUCUUGUCGCUAAAAGCUGCCAGCAGAUUGGCAAGAGGUGGUCUGUGACCUUUGACAUGUCCUCCAUGUCUGCAAGCGACAAUGUCCAACUGGCUGAACUUCGCAUCCUACUGCCCGCCUUCACAGAGUCUUCCCGAGCCUCAGUGGACAUCUACCACUCCAACAGGGACCGAUGCUCCGGCAUGCACUGCCCAGAGAACAGGAUGUUCCUGGGCCGCCUGAGAGCUCAUCCCAGUUCAAUGGUCUCCCCCUCUUCCUGGAAGGUGUUCAACAUGACGGAGAUGCUCUGUCGCUGGCUGCAGCAGGAGCACUCCACACAGAGGAUGGAUGAGGCUGGGGUGAAGGAGGAAGAGCAGGAGGGAGUCCAACACCUUACAACUCACAACCGGGUUAUGAUGGUAGUCUUCUCAAGGCAGAACUUGAACAACCAGCGAAAGCCAACACUCAUCCGCACAGCAGAACACUCCAAGUACGUCAGCCUGGACCGGGAACAAGUGACGGCUGGCUCUGGUUCCAGGUCUAGGUCUAAGAGGCAUCACCACACCCAGCAGCACAUACAGGGAGUGCCUGAGGCUGCUCCUGCCAGCAAGCCCACAGUGGAGGAGAAGAAGGGUCCUCUCUGCAGGAAGGUGGACAUGUUUGUGGACUUUGCGAAGCUCGGCUGGAGCGAGUGGAUUGUCUAUCCCAAACAGUACAACGCCUUUCGCUGUGAAGGGAACUGUCCUACACCAGUAGAUGAGACCUACUCCCCAACCAAUCAUGCAUACAUGCAGAGCCUUCUGAAACUUCACCGCCCAGACAAGGUUGCAUGUCUGUCCUGUGUGCCAACACGCCUAGCACCGCUUUCCAUGUUGUACUUCGAGGCUGAGAAGAUGGUCAUGAGGCAUCACAAGAACAUGGUGGUGGAGGAGUGCGGCUGCCACUGA
This is a messenger RNA of Cottoperca gobio, 1206 nucleotides long. Its product is annotated as nodal homolog. NCBI's taxonomy places the organism in Eukaryota, Metazoa, Chordata, Actinopteri, Perciformes, Bovichtidae. Gene Ontology annotation, molecular function: cytokine activity; growth factor activity. Gene Ontology annotation, cellular component: extracellular region. The record is from RefSeq and is a predicted model, not a curated record.